UUUUGGCUCUGUCACUGAAAGGGAAGAAGAUAUACAUCAGUGGGUGGGGAAGACUAAGAAUAUUGAUCCACUUUGUGGGACAGUUUGCUUUGCACUUUUGAUUGCACUUAGUAACUUGAUGCUUGCAAACAGCCAUGUACACCAAUGAAUGUUGAUUCAGCCACACCCCCAGACCCAGCAAAUAGCCUCACCCACUCAAUUACUCAGAAACUCAGAAGCCUGUGCCCAGGAUCUGGAUAAAGACAGAUAUCAGGAUUUUGCUGGUUCCUAGCCCAGAGGAGCCACUAAAAAGAGGAAGAAUGGAGAAGCCAUCCAAAGCCAAAUAUCGGAGUCGCAGUAGCUUUCACCCUGAGGAGACCAGAAAGGGGAUGUUUGGGCUGAAGCUGAAGAAGAAGAAGAAUAAGGCAGAGAAGGGGUUAAUCCUAGCCAACAAGGCUGCGAAAGAUAGUCAAGGUGACACUGAAGCACCACAGGAGGAGCCUUCUCACCAGGAAGGACCAGGAGAUUUGGUCCAUAAUGAUGCUUCUUCUAUCUUUCCUAUCCCCUCAGCUUCUCCAAAGAGAAGAUCAAAACUGUUGACUAAGAUCCAUGAUGGGGAGGUCAGAUCCCAAAAUUAUCAAAUUGCCAUAACCAUCACCGAGGCUCGCCAGCUGGUAGGUGAGAACAUUGACCCAGUUGUGACCAUUGAGAUUGGGGAUGAGAAGAAGCAAAGCACAGUGAAGGAAGGAACCAACAGCCCAUUUUAUAAUGAAUACUUCGUGUUCGACUUCACUGGGCCCCAAGUACAUCUUUUUGACAAGAUCAUCAAAAUCUCAGUCUUUCACCACAAGCUGAUAGGAAGUGUACUGAUUGGCUCUUUCAAAGUAGAUCUGGGGACCGUAUACAACCAACCUGGUCAUCAGUUCUGCGACAAGUGGGCCCUGCUCACAGACCCUGGCGACAUCAGGACGGGCACCAAGGGAUACCUGAAAUGUGACAUCAGUGUGAUGGGGAAAGGCGACGUCUUGAAGACCAACCCUAAAACUUCUGAUGCUGAGGAGCAAAUAGAAAAGAACCUUUUGAUCCCUGAAGGGUUCCCAUCAGAGAGACCCUGGGCCAGAUUCUAUGUGAGACUCUACAAAGCAGAAGGUUUGCCCAAAAUGAACUCGAGCAUCAUGGCAAAUGUCACCAAGGCAUUUGUGGGAGACAGUAAGGACCUGGUGGACCCCUUUGUGGAGGUGUCCUUUGCUGGGCAGACGGGGAGAACCACAGUGCAAAAGAACUGUGCUGAUCCUGUGUGGCAUGAACAGGUGAUCUUCAAGGAAAUGUUCCCUCCCUUGUGUCGGAGGGUGAAAAUCCAGGUGUGGGAUGAAGGCAGCAUGAAUGACAUAGCACUGGCAACCCAUUUCAUUGACCUGAAGAAAAUCUCCAAUGAACAGGAGGGAGACAAAGGCUUUCUGCCCACCUUUGGACCUGCCUGGAUUAACCUGUAUGGCUCGCCCAGGAACCACAGUCUGAUGGAUGACUACCAGGAACUGAAUGAAGGCUUUGGGGAAGGCGUGUCAUUCAGGGGCAGAAUCUUGGUAGAAAUUGCCGUGGAAAUCCUCUCAGGAGGGGCACAGGAAUCUAAAUUUUCCAAGGCCCUGAAGGAGUUCAAGUUGCCUUCCAAGGACAAAGAUUCCAAAUCUUCCAAAGGUAAAGACAAGGCUGACAAAACUGAUGAUGGAAAAUCCCAGCAGGCUUCAAACAAAACGAACUCAACCGAGGUGGAGGUGGAACCUUUCGAUGUCCCCCCAGAGAUUGUACCAGAAAAAUGUGAGGAAUUUUUACUCUUUGGAGCAUUUUUUGAAGCUACCAUGAUUGACCGGAAGAUUGGAGAUAAACCCAUCAGCUUUGAAGUUUCUAUUGGUAAUUUUGGAAACCUGAUUGAUGGAGGGUCCCAUCAUGGGAGUAAGAAGUCAGCUGAAUCAGCUGAAGAAGACCUCCUUCCACUGCUUCAGGAAGGACAAGGGGAUGCGGCCCAUGGUGCUCCCAUUCCUAUGGCCUCCACCACUCACCCAGAGAAGCCACUGGUGAUGGAAGGGAACAGGAAUUACAAUUAUUUGCCAUUUGAGGAUAAGAAGCCCUGUGUCUACUUCAUCAGCUCUUGGGGAGACCAGACCUUCAGGCUGCACUGGUCCAACAUGCUAGAGAAAAUGGCAGACUUUCUGGAAGAAAGUAUAGAAGAAAUGAGAGAAUUGAUUAAGAUUUCAGAGGAGGCACCUGAAGAGAAAAUGAAAACAGUGCUCAGUGACUUCAUCAGUCAAAGCAGUGCCUUUAUCUCUGAAGCAGAAAAAAAGCCCAAGAUGUUGAACCAAACCACUUUAGAUAAGAAACGACUUACACUCUGCUGGCAAGAGCUGGAGGCAAUGUGCAAAGAGGCCAAGGGGAUCAUUCAGCAGCAGAAGAAAAAGUUAUCUCUUGAUGAAAUGAUUCACGAAGCCCAGAACUUUGUGGAAAAAAUCCGCUUUCUUGUUGAUGAGCCCCAGCACACCAUCCCUGAUGUUUUCAUCUGGAUGCUCAGCAACAACAAGAGAGUGGCCUAUGCCCGCAUCGCCUCCAAAGACCUCCUCUAUUCCCCUGUCACAGGGCAGAUGGGCAAACACUGCGGCAAGAUCAAAACUCACUUCCUCAAACCUCCUGGAAAACGACCGGCUGGUUGGUCUGUGCAAGCAAAAGUCGACGUGUACCUGUGGCUGGGCUCCAUCAAGCAUGCCAGUGCCAUUUUGGACAACUUGCCCACAGGCUAUGAAGCAGAAAUGUCCUCCAAAGGGGCUGGCACCAAUCAACCCCCUUCCAAACUAUACUACCAAGACCGGCAUAGUUUUCAGCUGAGAGCUCACAUGUACCAAGCCCGGGGCCUCAUCGCGGCUGACAGCAGUGGACUUUCAGACCCUUUUGCCAAAGUCACGUUCCUUUCUCACUGCCAGACCACAAAGAUCAUCUCCCAGACCCUCUCUCCAACCUGGAACCAGAUGCUGCUGUUCAAUGACUUGGUGCUACAUGGAGAUGUGAAGGAGCUGGCAGAGUCCCCGCCCUUAGUGGUGGUGGAGCUAUACGACAGUGACGCCGUGGGGAAGCCAGAAUAUUUGGGUGCCACAGUGGCUGCUCCAGUGGUGAAGCUAGCUGACCAGGACUAUGAGCCCCCCAGGUUAUGCUAUCACCCCAUCUUUUGUGGGAACCUCUCUGGAGGGGAUCUCCUUGCUGUAUUUGAAUUGCUACAGGUCCCACCAUCUGGGCUGCAGGGGCUCCCACCCAUUGAGCCACCAGAUAUCACCCAGAUCUACCCGGUUCCUGCCAACAUUCGGCCAGUGCUGAGCAAAUACCGAGUGGAGGUUCUCUUCUGGGGAGUUCGGGAAAUGAAGAAGGUGCAGCUCCUCUCGGUGGAUCGGCCCCAGGUUCUCAUCGAGUGUGGAGGACGAGGGGUGAAGUCCUGUGUGAUCCAGAGCUACAAGAACAACCCAAACUUCAGCGUCCAGGCUGAUGCUUUCGAAGUGGAACUGCCUGAGAAUGAGCUUCUGCACCCACCACUGAGCAUCUGCGUGGUAGACUGGAGAGCUUUUGGGAGGAGUACACUUGUGGGAACCUACACCAUCAACUACUUGAAGCAGUUUUUAUGUAAAUCCAGAGAGCCCCUUGCCCUCAUCUCACAGGUGGAUGGAACCCAAGUUGGGGAUGAGAUUUCAGAUUCGCUAACAGCCACUGAGUCCACUGGAGCCCCCAGCGCCUCCCAGGAUCUCCCAACAGAUCACAUUUAUGUGAAUGUUGAGCCACCUCCCACAGUGAUGCCCGACUCUGCCCAGGUUCAGCCAGCCAUCGUGGUUGACAUCCCUGACUCAUCCCCGAUGCUGGAGCCUGAUCACAAACCUGUAGCUGAGGCACCACCAAAAGAUGGAAAACCUAAGGAUCCCAGGAUAUCUUCCCGGAGGUCCACAAAGAGGAAAAAGAGGACCAUAGCAGAUGAAUCUGCUGAAAACGUGAUUGACUGGUGGUCUAAGUAUUAUGCCUCCCUGAAGAAAGCACAGAAGGCAAAGGACAGCAAUCCCAAGAAGAAAAAAGGCAAUAUGGAAGCAAAGCCAGAUGAGGUAGUGGUAGAUAUAGAAGAUGGCCCAAAGAAGAAGAAAGACAAAAUGCUCAAGACGAAACUCAAAGAUGAUGGAAUCCCCAAUCUGGCCACCUUGCAGAUAUAUGAUGGUGAUCUUGAGAGUGAAUUCAACAAUUUUGAAGACUGGGUGAAAACCUUUGAACUCUUCAGAGGCAAGUCUACAGAAGAUGACCACGGUCUUGAUGGAGACAGAGUCAUAGGAAAAUUUAAGGGCUCCUUCUGCAUCUACAAAAGCCCUGAGGAUUCUAGCUGUGAGGACAGUGGGCAGCUGAGAAUCCAGCAAGGAAUUCCACUUAAUCACCCAGUCACAGUGCUGAUCAGAGUGUACAUUGUUGCGGCAUUUAAUCUUAGCCCAGCUGAUCCAGAUGGCAAAUCAGAUCCCUACAUUGUGAUCAAGCUUGGCAAAACAGAAAUCAAAGACCGGGAUAAAUACAUCCCCAAACAACUGAACCCAGUAUUUGGAAGGUCAUUUGAAAUCCAAGCCACAUUCCCGAAAGAGUCCCUGCUCUCCAUCCUGAUCUACGAUCACGACAUGAUUGGGACAGAUGACCUCAUUGGUGAGACCAAGAUAGAUCUGGAAAACCGCUUCUACAGCAAACACCGAGCCAUCUGUGGCUUGCAGAGCCAGUAUGAGAUAGAAGGAUACAAUGCCUGGAGAGACACAUCCAAACCCACUGAGAUCCUCACCAAGCUCUGCAAAGACAACAAGCUGGAUGGACCCUACUUUCGCCCUGGGAAAAUACAGAUAGGAAAACAAGUCUUUUCGGGAAAAACUGUCUUCACUGAAGAGGACACUGAUGAGACAGUGGAGUCUUAUGAACACCUGGCCCUCAAGGUUUUACACUCUUGGGAGGAUAUCCCGGAAGUCGGGUGCAGGCUGGUUCCCGAGCACAUAGAAACUCGGCCGCUGUACCACAAAGAUAAGCCAGGAAUGGAGCAGGGCCGCCUGCAGAUGUGGGUAGACAUGUUUCCCAAGGAUAUGCCUCAACCUGGACCUCCUGUUGACAUCUCUCCAAGGCAACCCAAAGGAUAUGAAUUGAGAGUGACCAUCUGGAACACUGAAGAUGUCAUUUUAGAGGAUGAGAAUAUCUUCACAGGCCAAAAAUCAAGUGAUAUUUAUGUGAAAGGAUGGUUAAAGGGUUUAGAGGAUGACAAGCAGGAGACAGACGUGCAUUACAACUCCCUGACUGGAGAGGGUAACUUCAACUGGCGCUUCCUGUUUCCGUUCCAGUAUCUCCCAGCUGAGAAGCAAAUGGUCAUUACCAAGAGGGAGAACAUCUUCUCUUUAGAGAAGAUGGAGUGUAAGACUCCUGCUGUGUUGGUGCUGCAGGUUUGGGAUUUUGAAAGGCUGUCCUCAGAUGACUUCUUGGGCACCUUGGAAAUGAACCUCAACAGUUUCCCUCGAGCAGCUAAGUCUGCCAAAGCCUGUGAUCUCACCAAGUUUGAAAAUGCAAGUGAGGAGACCAAGAUCUCUAUAUUCCAGCAAAAACGUGUGCGUGGCUGGUGGCCUUUUUCUAAAAGCAAAGAACUCACAGGCAAGGUCGAAGCUGAGUUCCACCUAGUCACAGCAGAAGAAGCUGAGAAGAAUCCUGUUGGAAAAGCUCGAAAGGAGCCAGAGCCCCUGGCCAAGCCCAACCGCCCAGACACCUCCUUUUCCUGGUUCAUGAGCCCCUUUAAGUGCCUGUACCACCUCAUCUGGAAGAAUUACAAGAAGUACAUCAUCAUUGGUUUCAUUCUGAUCAUCCUCAUCAUCUUCCUGGUCCUUUUCAUCUACACCUUGCCAGGAGCCAUCAGCCGAAGGAUCGUUGUGGGCUCAUAGAAGGUCACGGAAGACCCAGACCCUCCCCCUUAUACUAAUCCUCUCUGCCUCAUCCGGGAGCAUCUAAGAACAUGUCCCAUGCAUGGCACCAUGCUGAGUGCUAAGAGGGCAGACAGAUCAAUGCUUCUUAGAAGAGAUGGAAAGGAAAUUCCAUUCCCUCUCUGCUGUAACCCCUGCCACCAAGUUUCAAACUUGUAAGAUGUAAGGCAUGCUGCAUGAAACAAGGCACUUUCACCUCAUGGUAAUCAACAGUGACCUCAAAUUGACUUAGAUGAAUGUUUUCUUUAUGUAAUUGGUUAUAUUCUGAGAAGCUGAGUUCUGGGUCUGAGAUUUUAUUAGAAGUACUUUAUUUUAAAUAAAAUUUUAGGCUGGGUGUGGUGGUUCACGCCUGUAAUCUGAGGGGAGGCUGAGGCAUGUAGAUCACUUGAGGCCAGGAGUUCAAGACCAGCCUGGCCAACAUGGUGAAAACCCAUCUGUACUAAAAAUACAAAAGUUAGCUGGGUGUGGUAGCACACACCUGUAAUCCCAGCCACUUGGGAGGCUGAGACAGGAAAAUCGCUUGAACCAUGAGGCAGAGGUUGCAGUGAGCCAAGAUGGCACCACUGCACUCCAGCCUUGCAGAGCAAGACUCCAUCUCGGAAAAAAAUAAAGUUUUAAAGCAAACCAACUGAAAAUAUUAUAGCAAAUUAUUAGAUAUUGAACCUGUCCCAUAUAUCUUAAUCUUGUAAACUAUAUCCUUAUACUUUACAAAACACAUUCACUUAGGCUAUGAAACUGGCUUGCAAACAAUGUCACAUAAAUCAUCUAAAAUACAUUUUGUUGAAAUUUUCAUCUAGAGAUGGGAUGUUGUGGAUUUUCUAUUAAAGUCAACACUUGUGGGACAUGUUCGAUAGUAGUAGUUGAUUCUGGAGAAACAUAUUUUGAUUUAUGCUCUGUGGCAAUUUCCAGGUAGGAACUUUAUAAUAUGUUGUAAGACAUAUGAAAUAUAAUAAUUGUGUAGAUGGGUUAGGGGCAGCUCCAUGCCAUCAGAAGGAAUUCUCUAUUGCCAGAUAUACAAGCCCCACCACGUAUGAUGUUCCCAUAGAUCAUGAUACAAAUGGCCAUCCCCAGCCCUAUUCAGCACUUAGCCUGACCACUAUAUGUGGCAGAUUUCAUCAUGAAUCUGAAGCACAAAUUUUAUUUUAUUUGAGAAAGAGUCUUACUCUGUUGCCCAGGCUACAGUACAGUGGCGCAAUCUCUGCUUACUGCAAACUGCCUCCUCGGUUUAGGCAAUUCUCAUGCCCCAGCCUCCUGAGUAACUGGGAUUACAGGCACUUGCGACCACACCCAGCUAAUUUUCUUUUUUUUUUUUUUUUUAAUUUUUAGUAGAGAUGGGUUUCACCAGGUUGGCUAGGCUAGUCUAGAACUCCUGGCCUCAAGUGACUGCCCACCUCAGCCUCCUAAAGUGCUAGGAUUAGAGGCACAAGCCACCACACCCAGCCACUUAAGCACAAAUUAAUUUCAAAACCAGUCUUAGAAUUGAUAUCCUAUGCAUUUGUCAAAUGGGGUCAGUUUUUCUUGAAUGUAAACCUCUGAUCUUCAUAACACAAUCUAGAUCUGCCACCCUACCUAAGGCAGGGACUUGAAAUGAGUGGCAGGUUUUCUCAGAUAUAAUAAGGAAACAGAAGAAUUGGAAUAUUUGGUCUCAAUUCCCAUGCACAAUUUUUGGCCUCAUACGCAAAUCAAUAUGACAACCAUUUGUUCUUUCUAGCAGCAAGAGCCAUUUGGUAUUGGGAGGCUCGAUGGGAGCUCCCUUGUUGACACCAGAAACACCAGGGCUGCUCUUUUGUUUGACAGCCUAGCACAGAUGUAACUCUUCUGAAGGGUAAGAUUUACUUCUACAGAGAAAGUCAUUUUUAGAAUGUUCCUGGUCCAUCAAAGAAAGACUGAAAGAAUGUUGUGUGUGAUUUUAGACUCAGGCGUUUUUCACUGAAUCCUGGCCCUGGAUGCUCACCCAACUAGUAGCCAUAAUCCCCUGUUUUCCUCAAAUGCUGAAAUGGUGCAUUUACUGCAUUGGCAAUGUUUUCCAGUGGGAUUGGUUACACAAACUCAUUCAUUCUUACUGUGCCAUAUUGCACAGCCAUAAUUAAUGAUGUAGUUAAAAAGACUUGAUGGCAUGGAAUAUAUACAUUGAAUACAUACAUUGUAAGUAAGAAAAUAUACAAGUUAGAAAACUGUAUAGCAUGUUGUAAAAAGAAAAUAUAUAUACAGGCAUAGCAAAAAAUGUCAGGAAGAAUAUGCCAAGAUGUUAAUGAUGAUCUUUCAGUAGCAUCAUUUUUUUAUUUCUUGUCUAUUUCUCCCAAAACCUCAUAAAUAAGGUAUUAUUUUUCAUGUAAAAAGUUUAAUAAACUUAUGUGUCCAUUUAAAAAUA
Messenger RNA from Callithrix jacchus (white-tufted-ear marmoset), 8352 nucleotides. It is a transcript of the gene FER1L6, whose product is annotated as fer-1 like family member 6. Lineage: Eukaryota; Metazoa; Chordata; Mammalia; Primates; Cebidae. Gene Ontology annotation, cellular component: membrane. Gene Ontology annotation, biological process: plasma membrane organization. The record is from RefSeq and is a predicted model, not a curated record.